AUGCACAGGCAACUUAAAGCCGCUUUGAUGGGUCACGAGGAAACAUGGUACAAGUCGCUGCCUGUGGUCCUACUCGGCAUGCGCGCAGCUCUCAAAGAGGACCUGCAAUGCUCACCGGCCCAGCUAGUUUACGGGGAACCCCUGCGCUUGCCCGGUGAACUUAUUGCCCCUACUCCAGCUCCAGAUCGCGUCGAGGACUUAACCAACUUCGCCACUCAACUCCGCCUACAGAUGGCACGACUGAGGCCAACACCUGCCUCCCGCCAUGGUCAGCGGCCAGUCUUCGUUUCGAAGAACCUCUUGACUGCUACACACGUCUUCUUGAGAGGACACAGUCAGACCUUCUCCCAAGUCGCCCUAACCUCA
Messenger RNA from Iphiclides podalirius (scarce swallowtail), 366 nucleotides. The record is from the annotation of a GenBank genome assembly. Lineage: Eukaryota; Metazoa; Arthropoda; Insecta; Lepidoptera; Papilionidae.